Desarmillaria tabescens is the source of this 771-nucleotide messenger RNA. RefSeq lists its product as uncharacterized. Bases 1 to 771 code for a protein of 256 amino acids. Gene Ontology annotation, molecular function: RNA binding. NCBI's taxonomy places the organism in Eukaryota, Fungi, Basidiomycota, Agaricomycetes, Agaricales, Physalacriaceae. The transcript is spliced from 4 exons. The record is from RefSeq and is a predicted model, not a curated record.
AUGGCGUCGUCGUCGUCCAACCAGCCCAAUGCUACCCUCUACGUCAACAAUCUCAACGACAAGGUCAACAAGGAUGAGCUGCGCACCCAGCUCUUUGCUCUUUUCACGACAUACGGCAAACUCGUCGACAUAGUCGCGUCGAAAAGCCCAGCGAUGCGAGGUCAGGCCUUUCUUGUCUUCACCGACCUGGCGGGAGCGACUGCAGCCUUACGUGCAUGCGAGGGCAUGAUGUUCUACGACAAACCCAUGCACAUCGACUAUGCCAAAACCAAAUCGUAUGCGACUCUCCGGAGAGAAGACCCUGACUUUGUACCACCAAAAUCUGCAAAUGCUAGUGCAUUCGUCAAUGGAGACAAAAAGCGGCGCAGGGACACAGAGGCAGCAGAGGAGCCUAAUGCGAAACGGGAUAAAGCCGAGGAUCAAGAUGACGAGGAGAUGGAGAUAGACGACGACGACGAUGACGAGGCCCCUCCACGGCCUACCUUUUCUUCGGCUGCACUUCCCCCUCAAGUCGACCAGCCUUCAGCGCGACUACUGUGUACGAAUCUUCCGCAGGAAGUGACAGACGAUGUACUUGCAGUGCUAUUCCAACAAUACCGAGGCUUCCAAGCCACACAGGUUACCCAAUCACCGACGCCCAAUGCGGAUGGCGCGAAAGUAAAACUCGCACAGGUACUAUUCGAGACAGCCGAGCUGGCGACUGUGGCCAGGAACGCUCUCGACGGGUUCAGCUUGAAGAAGGGGUGGAAAAUGUCGGUGGCGUAUAUCUAA